CUGGAUCAAAAUCAAUUCAAAAGGUGAUAUUCGUAAUCACCGUGAAAUUUUGCAUCGAAUGAUAUAGUUUUAAGUGAAAAAUAAGAACUUGCAAUUCUUUUGAAUUAGCGGCGCCUUAGUAGUUUUCAUCCAGUCACAUUACGGCUCCUUGAAAAAAAAAUAGUCCCGUGGAGUUCAACUUUUUACCACAGAUACUUCAUACUCUAUCGGUUCUAAAUUAUUUUUAAGCGUUCUCAAAUUGAACUUUCGGCCUGAGAAGGUUUUUAAAAUCGAAGACCGUCUUUUGCACACUUAUUACAUAGGAUUUUUAGCGCUUUCGAAGGAUAGUAUAUUUUUUGAAAAAAAAGUUGGAACAUGGGAUGGGGUCUGCGCUAUCUGUGGUAAAAAGUUGAGCUCCAUGGGAUUAUUUUUUCAAGAAGUUGUAAUGUGACUGCAUGGAAACUAGAGUUUAUUCAGAAAACAGAAAAUCCAUAAAAGAACAUGAUACAAUAUCAGAGUCGGCCCCCACCAGUCUAGAAAAAUUUUCAAAGCGACAGAUGCCGACCGGCUUUUUGCCGUUUUUCGAACUUAUAGCAUUUUUCUCAAAAAAAGAUAAAACAACUAAGAGAAAUAAGAAAAAGCGAGUGAAGACCACUUUUUCCUUAAAGAUAUUUAGUUUUACUGAUAAAAGUUCUCAACCGGUCGAUUUUUUUGCAGGUUUUCACCAUGUCGGUUUUCCACCGGUCUAAAAAGAUUUUUGAACCGGCCUCUUAGUUUUAGACCGGUUGCAACUCGGUACAAUAUCCUGAGAAAAAAUACAUGGAUUUUGCUUUUCGAUAUUCUGUCUCUUGUAUAAAUUUUUUCUGACAGUUAUGAUCAGUUUCGAUUAUCAAAUGUACUAGUUUUAACUGUGACAGCUUUCAACUGUACCAGUUUUACAGUUUAGCAGUUACAGUUAACGGUAAUUGUUGCGUACUUAAAAUUAAGCUGACUCUCUAGGUUGAGUAUUUUUGAUAAAGUAUUGAAGUGCUGUCGUCUAUUAAGACAUCCAUUCGGCUUUUUAAAAACAGUAGCUGCGUGAACCAGACUUAAUUCUGCUGGCCUCAGCAUUUUGUACUCUGAAAAACUAUUGAGAUUCAAAAAAGACAUCUCAGGUACAAAAUAGUGACUACAUCAUGUCUAAUGCAUCUAAUGUGUGUUUUGUUAAAGACAGUAGAAGUAAUGGUUCGUUAAUGCCUUGAAAACGGUGUAAGAAGAGUCAGUAAACAGUCUGUUCAGGACUGCUCAGAAAUGCUCAAUAUGAGAGAUCAUGUCGUUUGUAGUAACUGUUGAAUAUUCGGUUUCUGCUUGUUAUUUCAUCCUCCGAUUAGGAAGAAAAGUUGACAUUAACGUGAAAUCUUUUGACCGUUCUCAUGAUGAGUUGACACUCUGCUGUACAAGUUUCCUAGUUUAGUAGUACCAACCAUUUAUUGAACACCACUAAUGAGAUGUAGAAUGCAAGUUUUGAAAAUUAGUAGAAAGAACUAUUUUUCUCAUUCAGAUGAGCAGAUAUAUUCAAAUAAGAAUAAUGAGCUAGACAGAAAUGAUCUGUUGUUAAAAGUACAAUAAUGGUCUAAAAAUCUCAUCCUUUUAAGUGGUCCAGAAAACCGGUCACUUUUCGACCGUAAAAUAUUCCUGGUUAUUCAGUCUAAAAAUAAUCAUAACGGCGUAAACGCAAUCAUUUAACAUCUAAUUCAUGAUGUUUUAACGUGUCUUUAAUAAAACCAUUAACUUCAUCGUUUAUAAAAUCUUGGGAUUGUUCAUUUGUUUAUCGGACCAAAAUUUGUUACAUACAUAGUAAUCAAUUAUAAAGAAUUCGAAUUUGCAGUCGGUUUCUAUUUCAACAAGUUUUCAAAAGUUUUCGAUUAGUUUGCCAUGUUUGAUGACAGCGGUAUUUUAUUGAAAAAUUGUUGCCUCUGACGUCGGUGUGACUUAUAUGUCCAUUCGCAUGCAUCCAGUAUAUCGACGAGUGCUUGGAGAGGUUGAAAGAGAAUGAGACACCAAAAUUUACAGAACAUCUUCGACAGUUAGAUGAGUCGUACAUUUUUAACUCUGAGUAAAGCCACUUAAUAAAUCAAAUAGAUCUUUAGAAAGUAUUCGAUCGAUUUUGUAGUGACCUAAAAUGUCAAGCUCUUAUUAUUUUUAGGCGAUGUGCAACAAAUAAACGUUUGAUAACGCGACAAUUGAUUGAAUCGAUGACGUUCAAAAAUAUCUAGUAAAUAUUAAAGUAAACUUUUUUUCAUCAUUAAUUUUACUUGUUUUUUGCUUCAGUAUCGAAGUUGAAAAAUUUAUUAAUUUAACUACUCGUCGUCGUUCACCCGCAGCCGUCAUACUCGAUAGUCAGUUGAUGAUUGCUCUUGUUUAUGUCUAUGAAAAAACGGUCAAAAUAUUUCUAAAUGAUGUUGAAAAUUUUCGUAAAGAAGUAUUUGUCAAAAAGGUAAUUGAUGAAACUGAAUUAGUCACUCAUAAACGUAAAAAAACGGCUGAUCAAGAAAUACCAUCUGGAAGAACAAUGAUAAUUAUUCCUACCGAUGACAUGCAAAUGUUACCAGCCGAUAAUGUAUUGGCACGUGACUGGGAUUUUGAAAUUUAUCAAUCACUCGUUACUGAUUCAUCGAUAUCAGCAAAUAAAAAACAACGUCGACAAACUGAUUAUGCUGCCAUUCAAUUACCAACAAUUACUGAAGAAGCAUUACCACCAUUUGAUUUACAAAUAGAUGCAUUCGGCCCAUUGGGAAAAAUUGAUGAAAUAGAAAGAACAACUUUACAUCAACAGUGGGAAAAUGAUGAGAUUAUCGGAGCUCCAAAAGCUGAUCGGCAUGGACAAUUUGAUUUUGAUGAUCGACCCCAAGAAACAACAUUUACUCGACGGCGUAAACAAUCACAAUCCGAAUUUGAUUUAUUCAUGAGUGAAAUGAUGCUAUUAUUAGAAACAACAAAAAAUGUGUACUUAACACAGAUGUCAACAAUAGCCACGAAAACUGGACCUUUAAUAAUGUUGAGUGGUACAAAUGUAUUAACCAGUAUUCAAUCAUUACGUAUUAUUACUGCUGAUCAAACAUCUCUGUUACCACUGGAUCAAAUGAUGGACGUUAUUCCACCACUUCAAACCGAUCAGCCUACAGUUGAUGCAGUCGUUAUUGAAAAGCAGGCAAAAUCGAAAAAGCCAAGUAGGAGGAAAAUAGCUAUAUCAAAAAAGCUUGAUUUAGUCAAAGAUCCAAGUGUUUGGUACAAAGUACAAAAUGAUAAAUUUCAAUUUGAUAUUGAUAUUCAGACAAAAAAAGGUAUUGAUAAAGUUCAGUAUGAUAGUAGUAACGAUUCAUGUAAAAAAUUAUUGAAUGAUAUCCGAAAUCAACUUGAAAGAAUUCGAAGUCCUUUACUACCAAUACAAGAAUCGAAGGAAAUGGAAAUAGAUGUACCAGCACGUCUUGGACCGGCGAGUAGCUUAUUGCCUACUGAUAACCGUUCAGCAUCAAUAACUGGAAAGCCAUUAGAACGAUCACCGUCACGUUAUCCAGAUAGCCUUGAUAUGCCAGGAAGACCAACUAAUGAAAUGCCAGCGAUGCAGGGCGAUUUAGUAUUGCCAAACGAUAUGCCUCCAUUCGAUACGUAUGGAGUAUUAACAACAACACAACAAUAUUUAAUUCAAAGUAUUUUGGCUUUGGCUUCACAGGAUGGAGGUGGUAUAUUUAAUGAAUUAUUACGUGUACAAGGACUAACAAAAAUUCAUGCAGCAAGAUUAUUUUCCGAAUUAUUGUGUUUAUGCGCUGAACAAAAAGUUUAUGCUGAGCAAACAGUAUCUUACACUGAUAUAAGAAUAACAAGAAUUCUACAAUAA
Messenger RNA from Didymodactylos carnosus, 3856 nucleotides. The record is from the annotation of a GenBank genome assembly. NCBI's taxonomy places the organism in Eukaryota, Metazoa, Rotifera, Eurotatoria, Philodinida, Philodinidae.